AUGGGCAUGUGGAGCUGUGAUAUCGAGGAUUGCGACAAGUCGUCUGUUCGCACAGAUGGAGAAUGCAUACUUUGCUGUCGUCAUCUUUGCGCUGAACAUUUGAAGCCUGAGUAUCAUACAUGUCCGCCGUGGGAGGAUGAAAAAAACUACGAUCCUGCAGCUAAUCGAGCGGAGCAAGAAGAGAUCAAUAAACUUCUUGCUAAAAUCAAUAUCACGGCACUCACAGAUCGAGCCAGCUAUUUACGCCGGGGCGUCCGCUGUUCUAUAUCGCAGAAUCUUCAAUAUGACCUGUCGACACGGAACUCAGUUAUGGGUGGUAUGAAUUAUCAUAUUGAGAUUUCCUUUAAAGACGGGGUUUGCUGGUUGGCGCGCGUUCGGAGAUUCAAUGUUACUUCACCCCCUCUGGAACUGCAAAACUACAUCAUGCGCAGUGAGAUUGCCACACUCGAGUUUUUGGAAGAAACAAAGGUUCCUGCCCCAAAGGUCUUUGAUUUCAGCUUGGAUGAGGCGAACCCUGUUGGUGUUCGGUACAUCCUCAUAGAAAAAUUGCCUGGGAGAUCUCUGUCCUGGUCUGUUGCUACCCGAGAGCAACGCUUGAAGGUGAUUGAUCAGCUUGCUGAUAUCUAUAUCGAGCUGCAUGCCCAUCCUUUUCCCAUGAUGGGCUCGUUGGACAAAAUUGAUUCUAAACUUUUCAUUAGGCCGUUUGCAAGAGAGUCCAUGGCCGACUUCGGAGAAACUGGAUUGAAACUGCUUGGACCAUUUUUAUCUUCAGAACAGCAUUAUAAUGCACACCUCGAUUUGAUUUUGGACUUGAUUAUGCGGCAAGAAGCUUAUGCAAAUCGUCCAAUAGACGCCUUUUUGAUACACCGUUAUCUUCAGGAAAACAUUCUGAAAAUCCUCCCAUCUGCAAGCCUGGAUGACGCGUUCUAUUUAAAGCAUGCAAAUGAGAAAGGAGAUCAAAUUUUGGUGGACGACCAGUUUCGAAUUACGGUUGCUGAGUUCUACAAUGGGAAUAAUGGCCUUGGUGAUGAAGAAAUGACUUUUUCCCACUUGCUGGGAAAAAAAGGGCAUACCGACCUUGGAGACAUAGUCAGAAAAGGGCGGCUUCUUCACCGUCUGCAAUUUUGCUGCGGUUAUGACCUUCCUGACUGGGAUGGAUACAAGGACAUCUUCAUAGGCCUUGUCAAGGCCUUACACAAAGACGACUCGAACAACCUGGAUUAUGAAACUUGGAAGGCAGAGGCCACCCAGCGGUACAGUGCUGAUCGUCAGCUCAAAAAGCUUGCCAUUUUGUAUGGGUAA
Penicillium salamii is the source of this 1302-nucleotide messenger RNA. The record is from the annotation of a GenBank genome assembly. Lineage: Eukaryota; Fungi; Ascomycota; Eurotiomycetes; Eurotiales; Aspergillaceae.